This is a messenger RNA of Carassius auratus (goldfish), 1807 nucleotides long. Its product is annotated as chromobox protein homolog 2-like. The coding region runs from base 79 to 1680 and encodes 533 amino acids. The record is from RefSeq and is a predicted model, not a curated record. NCBI's taxonomy places the organism in Eukaryota, Metazoa, Chordata, Actinopteri, Cypriniformes, Cyprinidae. Gene Ontology annotation, biological process: negative regulation of transcription by RNA polymerase II. Gene Ontology annotation, cellular component: heterochromatin; PRC1 complex. The transcript is spliced from 5 exons.
UUGCGUAUCCGCCCCCUUGUGUCCUGCUCCGCGCUCCCUCUCUCGCGCACAGUUCACGGAGAAUGAGAUGAGAAUGAAAUGAGAACAGUCAUGGAGGAGCUGAGCGCGGUAGGAGGGCAGGUCUUUGAUGCCGAGUGUAUCCUCAACAAACGCCUGAGGAAGGGCAAAGUGGAGUAUCUGGUGAAGUGGAGAGGAUGGUCGUCCAAACAUAACAGUUGGGAACCUCAGGAAAACCUUCUUGACCCGAGACUAUUGGCUGCGUUUAACAAGAGGGAGCAAGAGCGGGAGCUCUUGAUCCGCAAUAAGGGGAAACGGCCUCGGGGACGACCCAGAAAAAUAUUGGAAACCAUUCCAGUGGUAUCCAAAUCAAGCAGCUCGUCCUCAUCGUCUUCGUCUUCUGGUUCAUCGUCUUCCUCGUCUUCUUCCUCUUCUUCAGAUGAUGACGACAAUGAAGAUGACAACAACGACAGGAAUCCAAAACCAAGCCCUCGUUCACGAGAGCACCACCCGGUCCCUCAGAAGAAAGCCCAGAUUGUGGUUGCCAAGCCAGAACCGCCGAAGAAGAAGCGAGGGAGGAAAGCGCUUCCUCCGGAGCUGAAGAUGCAGCGCCAGACCAAAGGUCCCCGGAAGAUGCUCAAGCCCUUUUCCAGAGACUAUGAGGUCCAAGGGAGCAUAAAGAAACCACUCAUGCCUGCAAGCUUCACUUACACCGGGUUGAACCGAAACUCUGGACGGGAGAUGAUGACACUGCAGAAUAGAGGUUCUUUUACCCAGAAGAACUCUUUAAGUUCCUUGGGACGCUCCGUUGGAUCAGCUUCGUCGCCUCCUACAUUAAGUCGGCUGCCACAAACCAAAACUGCUUCGGAUUUCAAGCUCUCGGUCUCAGAUAUGAGCAGCAGAGGAGUCGACCCCAAAACACCCACGUGCAAAUCUCCAGGAGUGGCUGCGUUGAAUCUGCACAGCAGCAAUGGACAGACCUGUCCACAACUCUCUCCAAAUGUCCCAAAAGCCUCGGAUCUGACUCUACUCCAAAGAUCAGGAUCUCUCCAGAAAUCCCCACCGAGCUCAUUUUCCUCUCUUAAAACUCCUUCCAGCCUUCAAGCUCUCAACCUGCAGAGCAUCAACAAAACGGCACAGGGUAAUGGCAACUCCACAAACGACGGUUCCUACUUGAAGGGUACCUCCAACCCUAGUAGAAAAAGCUCUGGGUUAAACACAAAACACGAGCAGAGCCCUGCACCGAAUGUCCCAAGUAAGUUCCCAACCAGUCAACAAGUCCUUAAGAGUCCGCAACGGGAUAAAUCCAAAGCGGAUGAUUUGUCCGAAAGACUUGGGGAAAAAAAUCAAGGAAGAGUGGAUAACAUACUCCCUCAGACUACCGAGGGCCGAGAUCAACCAGCGCAAGACAGAUCCUCUUCUAAAGAUGCAGGGAAACCAAGCAAGACCCUGAGUGAGUUGAGCACUGGAGAAGAAGGAAGCAGCUCCGAUUCUGACCACGAUUCCUCAUUUCCGAGCAACAACCGUGACUUGGCCAUCUCGGUGCAAGCAGGUCAGGACUGGAGGCCGACACGGAACCUGAUUGAACAUGUGUUUGUCACCGACGUCACUGCAAACCUGGUCACUGUAACGGUGAAGGAGUCGCCCACCAGCGUUGGGUUUUUUAGCAUCCGCAAUUACUGAAUGUUGACAACUGGGACUGCAGGCGCUCUGAGAUAAUCGGGAGAAGUUUCAAAGGAAUCAAAGGAACUGUUUGGUGCUUCUCCAUCUUUGGAUUUUACUUGUUUUAACUCUAAAUCGGACUGUUUUA